Clonostachys solani is the source of this 1638-nucleotide messenger RNA. NCBI's taxonomy places the organism in Eukaryota, Fungi, Ascomycota, Sordariomycetes, Hypocreales, Bionectriaceae. The record is from the annotation of a GenBank genome assembly.
AUGGCGGAUGAAGAGGAGCCCAAAACUGCUUUCGUUGACGAGUCUGCCGUCCCCUCGGCUCAAGCGUCGGGGGAAGAGAAUGGCAGUCUCGGUAACUCGUGGUCAGAGGUUAGCGAUAUGCGCCAGGGUCUUCACCAACGCCAUGUUCAGAUGAUUUCGAUUGCUGGAACGAUUGGCACCGGUCUCUUCUUGGGAUCAGGCACGAGUCUUGCACGCGCUGGCCCUGUGGGCGCUUUGCUUGGGUAUACCAUUAUCGGUGCCAUUGUGUGCAAUGUUGUUCUUGCCGUUGGCGAAAUGGGUGCUCUGCUGCCUUUGAGCGGUGGCAUUGUCCGUUACACUGAGACUUUUGUAGAUCCGGCGCUUUCUUUCGCCAUUGGCUGGAACCAAGUCUAUUCGGGAUGCAAGUCGACAUUCUGUGAUAAAUCUGGCAAGGCUGCAACUCUCAUUCAGUGGUGGAUUACAAUAAACAACGCAGUUUGGAUCGUUGUCUUUGGCUCCGUCAUGACCGUUUCGACACUCCUCUUUGUCCGAGUCUAUGGCGAAAUGGAAUUCUUUUUUGCUACUCUUAAGAUAUGUCUCAUCAUCAUUGUCAAUGUUACAGCUCUUGUGGUUGUGUGUGGAGGUGGUCCAAACGGUGUUGCCACUGGGUUUACGUACUGGAGGAACCCUGGGCCAUUUGUUCAGUACCUUGGAAUCGAAGGGGCUCUGGGCCGUUUCCUUGGAUUUUGGACCACGUUUUCCAAUGCCGCCUACGCAUAUGCAGGUUCUGACAGCAUCGUUGUAGCGGCGGCUGAAACUCGCAACCCCAGGCAGACGAUUCCUCAUGCCGCCAAACGUGUCUUUGCCCGAGUGGCCAUAUUCUACAUCAUCACCAUCUUCUUCGUUGGCCUUUUGGUGCCUUCCGACAACGAGCAAUUGCUCAGUGCAUCUGGAACUGCGGCAUCUCCGUUUGUCAUUGGCGCAAACAUCGCCAGGAUCCCGGUUCUCCCAAGUGUCAUCAACGCCAUCGUCAUCACGUCAGCCUGGUCAUCUGGCAAUGCAGGCAUGUUGAAUAACAGUCGCUACCUCUUCGGCAUGGCCAAGCACGGACACGCACCCAAAAUCUUCCUACGGCUCAACCGGUUCGGUGUUCCCUACUGUGCCGUCCUACUCAUCACGCUUUUCAUGUCGCUGGCAUUCAUGUCUCUCUCAAAGGGUGCUGCUACCGUCUUUACCUGGUUGCAAAGUCUUGUUUCCAUUGGCGCUUUGAUUACUUGGACAACCAUUUCGGUGACUUAUCUACGCUUUUACUAUGGCUGCAAAGCACAGGGCAUUGACCGCAACGAACUGCCCUGGAAAUCGCCCUUUCAACCAUAUGCGAUUUGGGCUUCAUUAUUCUUCCUCGUCCUAAUCAUGUUGACUUCUGGGUACAAGGUCUUCUUGCAUGAUCACUGGGCAACCGAGUCGUUUAUCUCGUCUUAUAUCAACAUCCCCAUAUUCCUAGUCUUGUAUCUCUCAUACAAGUUCAUUAACAGGACAAACAUCAUUCCCCUAUCGGAAAUUCCAAUUCGUCCUCUGCUUGAGCAUGCGCAGCGAUUCCCUGAGCCACCAGAGGAGCCCAAGCAAGGAUGGAAGAAGCUGAAUAUUUUCUGGAACUAA